AUGAUGACGAAGCGAUAUGCAUCCGUGACGUCGAGAAUCGAGAAGCGAAAACGAUUUGCGAUACGGAUACCCGUGUCUGAUCAACGUGGUGGAUCGUCUGCAAGUCCAUAUGGCGCAGACUGCUGUAUCAAGAUCUUCGACUCGAACAGCGCUAAGAUCGACUCCGAACCAUUCAACGGCGAUCGGAGUAUUGGAGACACCACAAAGGCAGUGACCGAGAACUUUGCGCUAUGUGCUCGCAUUUUCUUGUUCACGAAAGGAGUAAAAGCAAAAUGUGAUGGUAGUGAUUUGCGAGGCCUGAGCGACGCGGGCGGGUCAGGGCGCCGACGAAUGUUCAUCAAGAAGGCACGGGCGGAGGAGGCUAACUCGGCGGGCACUGGACCGGAUGGAGGCGGCGGGGCAUCGAACAAAAGGCGCUGUGAGGUGACAGGAAGGCUGUUGGAUAAUUUUGUGAACGCGAAUGAACGACUUCCAGCUCACGAGCUGCCUCACGGUGAAACAAGUGCGACCCGAUGGACAUGGGAGGGAAUCGCCGGACAUUAUACCGGUCGGAUGCGCGCACGACAAUUGAGCGAUACCCCAAAUGAGGCUAGCAAAUGUUGCUCAUAUAUGACCUCCGCGGGCGCGUCUGGUCUGUACAUUCCUCCCGACUGCUGCCCGCGUCUGCUCCUCCUUCCUCCUCGUCCUUUUUCCGCCUGCGAUAUGGCAUUCUCAAACUAUUCAAACUUGUUUAGAUGCGGUUUACUGUCUGAGGGCUCCUCGCCGUCGUGCACCUCCACCCCUUGGGCAACAGAGUAUUAUGGUCCACGCCGUGGCAGCCUGCCUCCUAUGGAUGAACUUCCCGAACUGUCCGACUAUCCUGUUGGCUUACAGCCAGCUCCAAGCUCGUCUGGUCACGAAACUUUGGAGUCAUUAUUAUCGACCGACGAACCUAUUUACUUCACUUUCAAAAAGAAGCGCAAUCAUGCAGAGCACCGCUCUUUCCUCUCACUUGAUCUCGCAGAGUCCCAGUCAUUGCGGUCCGUUAGUCUGAAGGGAAAAGAAAGCGUACUCUUUCCUUCAAACGACCGUAGGCGGCAGGCGAGCUCAUCUGCGUUCUCACCAACCUUUAACCAUUCGUUUAUUCCUAUGUUCUCUCCACCUGCUCCUGCCUCGCCUCCAGGUAGCCCAAUAUCAGCGAACAGCCUCCCAGACCCACAUCGGUCACUAUUACCGGAACCGUCUUCUAGCACACAGCGGCUACCUACGACCAUUCAUGCCCCGUCUCCACGCUACGCAAGCUUUGCAUUCCCCAGUUCUCCAACUACUCUUCGGAGGGAGUUGUCGCCUAUGCGCUUUGCCGAUCCGUCUCCGCCGCUCCUUCAUUCCGGCCCUGUAGAGAUCGACGCAACUUCGGACAAAUCGAUCAUGUCCGCCGACGUGCUUAGCCGAUCGUCAACUGUCUCGACGAGAUACAGGAGAGCCCAGCGUUCGGAUGCUCUGAAACGACUAGAGGGUCGAGGUGCAGAUGGUGCGGUUGGGAGGUUGAAGCCUCGGCUUUCGCAGAACUUUAUGAGCCUUUCAGAUGAUGAGGAUGAAGAGGCGGAGACUCUGUCUGGAGGAAGGAGCAUGAAUGUUAUUGUCGAAGAUUUAUCGGAGAGCAACGAAGAUCAGUCGCCUCUUUCGAGCGGAAGCCAGGCCUCAGACAAUCGUGGCCUUUCUGUGUCUAUCAACGGACAGCCAUGGUAUCACUUGACACCUCGUCAGAAUGCAUGGGGCGUGCUUUUCGGGGGAGAAGUGGAUGGAGAUAUCGACACAGAGGUCGACAAAAUCUUUGGAUUGGACUUGCUACCCAAUCCUUCCUUACUCCAGCCAGAUUCACCUCAGUCAGAUGACAGUUGCGCCUCGCGCAAGCCGAAGCGAUCAAAGCGUUCAUACAGCCCUCGAAUUUCGAAAGAAUCUUUCGAAACGUACUCCUUCCCAAAACGAACCUCGACGCACCCUCCUGCUCACCUCCAUCCUCUUGAUGCCCCGGCAUCUUCUUCCUCAGUAUCAUCUUCCACAAAACCAUCUUCUCGCGAUCAUCGUCCAUCCAAAACAGCUGCAACUUCUCUUGGUGUGUCGAACUUAAACGCACGUGUCCGGCCUCGCACUGUCUCCGACUUCGGGAGCAGUAACCCGCAUACACUCGUACAGGAAGCUCGUACACGACGGCCCUCGCAGAAGCGUAAACCCCGGCUCGAAGUGCAUAUUGAUUGGCAUCCAACUGAAGAGCCAAGCUUCAUUGAUAUGCGCGACGAAAGCCUAGAGACAGAGAGCCGAUCUGAUAGUUGGCACAGUUUGUUUGAAGUGACCUGUGCGGCGUAAUUUUGUCUUGUUUCAUUAUUUUUGUCUUUCCGUGAUACAUUGCUUUGGUGCGUUGCCAUCCUUUCUUAGCACUAUAUUACACUCUUUUGCCUUAUGAUACACGCAUAAUUCUUUAUUCGCCUAUAUGGCAAUCACGUCUCAUGUCCGUCUUGUAAUUGGUACCUCUAGUGUUGGAAUGGGUCUUCCUAGUUUGCUAUUUGCACUCUCCGACAUCUUUAUUGUGUAUUUUCCUUGCCUUCUGUUCAUGUAGAUUCUGCAGCCCACAUUGUACAAUACAUUCUCGCAAUUUAUGUAUGCUCAUUAACUAACGACUGCU
This is a messenger RNA of Fomitiporia mediterranea MF3/22, 2662 nucleotides long. RefSeq lists its product as uncharacterized. Lineage: Eukaryota; Fungi; Basidiomycota; Agaricomycetes; Hymenochaetales; Hymenochaetaceae. The transcript has 8 exons. The record is from RefSeq and is a predicted model, not a curated record. Bases 1 to 2346 code for a protein of 781 amino acids.